Messenger RNA from Paecilomyces variotii, 2999 nucleotides. RefSeq names its product cysteinyl-tRNA synthetase. Gene Ontology annotation, cellular component: cytoplasm. Gene Ontology annotation, molecular function: ATP binding; cysteine-tRNA ligase activity. The record is from RefSeq and is a predicted model, not a curated record. Gene Ontology annotation, biological process: cysteinyl-tRNA aminoacylation. The coding region runs from base 170 to 2680 and encodes 836 amino acids. NCBI's taxonomy places the organism in Eukaryota, Fungi, Ascomycota, Eurotiomycetes, Eurotiales, Thermoascaceae. The transcript has 3 exons.
UUUCUACGGAGAUGGCCCAAAACGGGCUAGAUAGGGCUUAGGGCUCAGUGCUUCUCCGUAUCAGCUUCCGCAGUUGUUUGGUUCAGGCGGAGCUGAAGAUGGCGGCAUUCUGUUUGUCCUUGAGUCACCCCUCCCUCUUUAGCCCCUCCUUGAUUCCCUCCGUUCCUUUAUGCGUUUCUCCUCUCGUCCCUGCGCUCUUUUCUUUACCUCUGUUUUCAGACAGCGGCCACCCUCGACUACUGCCUUGUUUAUUCUCCCGAGGACCAUGAGUACCUCGCGCCAGCAGCCGCCGUGGCAGCAACCGGCUCUCCCUGCGGAAGCCGGUGCGCGUCUGCCGCCGCUGAAGAUCUACAAUACGUUAACAAGGACAAAGACGCCGUUCAUUCCUUUGGAUCCGGAGGGCAAGAGGGUGACUUGGUAUGCUUGCGGACCGACGGUAUAUGAUGAUGCGCAUUUGGGGCAUGCGCGCAAUUAUGUGAGCACUGAUAUUAUUCGGCGGUUAAUGCGCGACUAUUUCAAGUUCGACGUGAAGUUCGUUAUGAACAUCACGGAUGUGGAUGACAAGAUUAUCCUACGAGGCCGACAGCAGCAUCUGUUCUCUGAGUUCGUCUCUGCACACCCAACUGUCGACGAGGAAGUCCUCCAGACCGCCAGAUCUGCAUACACGGCCUACAUCAAAAAGAACCUCCCGUUGCUCGACCCGCAGCUCUCACCGGAGAAAUACCAGGAAGAAGUGGAGAAGGCAUAUGCAGUCGUGCUCAAUGGUGGUCCCCUACCUGGAAACGAGAAGCCAGGUGACGACGAAGCUAAGGUCAAGAUGCACAUCAAGACUGUUGCAUCCGCGGCCAAGGCUAUUGCGCAGGCCCAGGGCUCGGGAAAGACGGUUCUUGCCGAAAGCUUCUACGACAGCAUUCAAGACGUCCUGCUUCCCUACUUGGAUUCGCUGAAAGGGUCGAUGAUAAACGGAGAAGAUCAUGCAAUAUUCACCAAGCUUACAAAGAAGUACGAAGAAAGGUUUAUGCAGGAUAUGAGAGACUUGAAUGUUUUGGACCCCGACGAGUUGACUCGAGUAACGGAAUACGGCAACGAGAUUGCCAAUUUCGUCGAGAAGAUCGUUCAGAAUAACUUCGGUUACGUGACGGCGGAUGGUUCAGUUUACUUCGACAUCAAUGCCUUUGAGGCUGCGGGUAAUCCCUAUGCUAGGUUGGAGCCUUGGAGCCGCACCGAUAACAAGCUCCUCGCAGAAGGGGAAGGCGCAUUGACUAGCAAGACUACGGAGAAGCGCUCACCUUCCGAUUUUGCUUUGUGGAAGUCUUCUAAACCAGGAGAGCCAAGCUGGCCCAGCCCCUGGGGUAAGGGUCGUCCUGGGUGGCAUAUUGAGUGCUCCGCCAUGGCGUCUGCGAAAUUCGGCAAAAAGAUGGAUAUCCAUUCUGGAGGCAUUGACCUUGCCUUCCCACACCACGACAACGAGAUCGCUCAAAGUGAGGCCUUCUGGUCGUGCGAAGACCAUUCGCAUGAGCAAUGGGUGAACUACUUCCUCCACAUGGGUCAUCUGUCGAUUCAAGGAAGCAAGAUGAGUAAGAGUUUGAAGAACUUCACCACAAUCCGUGAAGCACUAGAACAGAAAGCUUGGACCCCAAGGAGUCUGCGCAUUGUGUUCUUGCUAGGCGGUUGGAGGGAAGGCAUUGAGAUUACGGAGGACCUUAUCAAUGCUGGAAACGCAUGGGAGGACAAGGUGAACAACUUUUUCCUGAAGGUGAAGGACCCAUCUGCUCUUGAGGAAUCUGGCUCCGCCACAGACGAGACUCUCGCUGCCGCUCUCGAGUCUACCAAGGCCACUGUUCGCGAACAUCUGUGCGAUUCGUUUAACACUCCUGGAGCCAUGUAUGCCAUCUCGGAGCUCAUUACGAAGUACAAUAGCGCAGACAAGGAGACAUUGAAGGCUAAGGAUGUGGAAGCUGUUGCGCGCUGGAUCACUUCCAUGGUGAAUACCUUUGGUCUCAAUGGUACUGCUUCACCGGACAGUGCGGAGAUCGGCUGGUCUGGGAUUGAUGUUCCAGAAGAAGCGAAGCCUUAUCUCUAUCCCCUUUCUGAGAUGCGCGACACCCUCCGUCAGGCCGCGAAGGCAAAGACCGGACUAACCCCUGAGAAGAUACAGGAGAUAGUGUCGCGUGGGUCGGUGACAGAACAAGAGGUCCCUGAAAAUGCUAAGCCUUAUGCUACUGUUUUGUCUGAGUUCAAGACGAAAGUGUCUUCUCUUGAGCAGUCUAGUAAUAUCGAGAAGGAAAUCUUAAGCCUCUGCGAUCGUGUGCGAGAUGUUGACCUCUUCGAUCUUGGCAUUUACCUGGAGGAUCGCGACAACAAGCCAGCAUUGGUCCGCCCUGUCAGCAAGGAGCUCAUUCAAGCUCGCGAGGAAAAGGCCGCGCGGGCUCGCCAGAAGCAGCUCGAAAAGGAGAAGAAGGAAAGAGAAGCGCGUGAAAAGUUGGAGAAAGGCAAGCUGAGUCACCUGGAGAUGUUCCGAACAAAUGAAUACAGCGCGUGGGAUGCAGAGGGUAUCCCAACCCAUGACGCAGCCGGCGAGGAGAUUAACAAGAGCCGUGCUAAGAAGCUGCGGAAAGAUUGGGAACGACAGAAGAAGGCGCAUGAGGCUUGGUUAGCGAGUGCGCAGGGCGCAAAAUAGAUACCUACCGGCAGGCUUGUGCCUCAGCCGUGGCAUGUUUACUGUCUUGUAUGAUUUCGAUCGUUGCAUUUCAGGCGUUAUACGGAGACUCGAUCUCGAACCAUAAAAAAGAUACGUUGUUUUUCCACCUCGCUAUUCGCACAUGUGGCGUCGUCUGUAGAUGUUACAUUUUCAGGUUAUGAGUAAUGUCAAAUACCUAAAGACAAGUGACCAUAGUUUCCUUCCUCUAGCGCUUAUGCUGAACGCCUUAUCAAUUAUAAUUACAAGGAUGGAAAGGACCGAAUCCUCUUCCGGUCUCUGAUACUUCCGCAUCGAUUGG